Molecule: messenger RNA, 3320 nt
Organism: Culicoides brevitarsis
Lineage: Eukaryota; Metazoa; Arthropoda; Insecta; Diptera; Ceratopogonidae
Product: protein DENND6B
Exons: 1
Coding region: 398-2242 (614 amino acids)
Cellular component (GO): recycling endosome
Molecular function (GO): guanyl-nucleotide exchange factor activity
Source: RefSeq, a predicted model, not a curated record
UCAUAAAUAUUAAGCAUUGUGCAUUCAACCGCAUAAGCAAAGGGUUCGUUGCGUUUAUAUAUAGUAAAAAGGGCACAGUGCUUUAUGCGGAUCGGCGAUGAAAUUCAUAUUUUUUUUCGUUGUAUAAAUGAAAACAUAACACAAUAUGAACUAUUGUUCUAAAAAACGUUAUUAUACGUGACGACUUUUUAGAGUUAGAACUUUUGACCCUCCGAUGACAAUAUUUUGUGCAAAAUUUGAAUAUCAAUAGAAACUUGUUUUUUUUUACGUUAACAUCAGGUUUACAUUGCUUUAUACUUCUUUAUCGAAAAAAAAAGAUAUGACAAGUUGUUAGAAAUCUUAAAUAGGACAAGUGAAAUAUUUUAAUAUAGAACGUAGUUAGCUCUCACGUUUCAGAAUGGAUGACGAAGCCAUAACUGAUAACGCUACAUCUAUCUCCGCCACAAACUUAGAUAAUGAUACAAUAAAUUGGCAGCGCUUUCAUGAAUGGCUACACUGUAUCUGCGUUGUGACUUUCGAUUUGGAAAUUGGCCAAGCAAUGGAGGCAAUUUAUCCGGAAAACGUACGACUUACGGAAACGGAGAAAAUGAACAUUUGCUAUUUGGCGUUCCCGGACUCGAAUUCGGGCUGCAUGGGCGAUACACAAUUUCAUGUAAGGCUAAGAGUUGCUCCCAAUACGCCAAACACUUACCUCAAUGCAACACAUGUAGCCUUUAACAAAAUUUGUCUUCCAGCGGUACGAGCUGAUGCAGGGCACUAUUGGGGCUUUGUGUUUUUUCGUCAAACAAAAGACAAAAAUCUCAAACGUGGUUACUUUCAAAAGUCAAUUGUCUUGUUAACGAGACUUCCUUUUAUAAAUUUAUUUUAUCAACUGACAUCGAUAAUUGCUCCGGCUUUUUUCGACAACGACGCGACAAUGUUGAAUCAUGUUUGUCAUGAAAUUAAUGCAUGGCCCUCGUUACAAGUGAAAGAAACACUCACACUGAAUAUUCUCAAACAAGCUUUUCAAAUUCAAAUUCCCGCGUGGAAUUCAAAGUUGCAAGUGCAUGGAUUGAAAGACGAUUCGCCUACAUAUCAAGAAGUUAGUAUCUUGAGUGACAGCCCGAUCCCAACGAAGAUUCUUUCGUCAGUUUAUGAAAUUGAUAUUUUUAAUAGUCUUUAUUGCGUUCUAAACAAUUUGCAUAUGCUUUGGGAAUUAGUACUGAUUGGCGAACCAAUUGUCGUCAUUGGCACGUCCCCAACUGAUUGCUCACACAUGGUACAAAGUCUCGUAUCAUUAAUUUCUCCUUUAGUUUACGCUUCUUCAUCAAGACCAUAUUUUACUAUCCAUGACAGCGAGUUCAAAGAAUUCACUCAACGAGCAACGGGUCCUCCAAGUAUCAUUUUAGGCGUAACAAAUCCAUUUUUUGCAAAAACUUUGCAACAAUGGCCUCAUAUCAUUCGAUUAUCGGAUUGUUUGAUGAAUUACAACAAACUUCUCGCCGAUGCUUCGGGAGGCUCGGGAAAUAUGUCGCGUUUUGAGUUGUCAAAAGUCAAAAGUACGACAAUCACAAGCAAAUUUCUCGACACAUCGCCCGGCGUUUAUACACAAUACAAACCAUUCUUAAAACGCGAUGGAAAUUUAAUCAAGAAAAUACUCUUAGGUGUCAAAACAAAACGACCUGCUUCAGUACAAUCAGCGCUCCUUCGACGACAUUUGGUAGAAUUAACGCAAAGCUUUAUGAUACCACUCGAACGAUAUAUUGCUUCGUUACUGCCAUUACAACGUGAUAUAUCGCCAUUCAAAUCAACUCCCGUGCCUAAUGGUUUCAAACAAGACGAUUUUAUUGCGACGCUCGAAAAUUCGGGACCUCAUCUCACAUCUACGUGCAAAGGAGAUUGGGAAGGUCUUUAUCGGAAAUUUUUCUUGAGCAGCAAUUUUCGCGAAUGGUAUCUCAAUCGACAUUUUGAACUUACUCAAACACUACAAGCACAUCAAUUACAAGCUUUGGCUGAAGCUGAUCUCCUUACAUGGACCCAAAACAAACAAGAAGUCGAAGUUGUCGAUAUGAUCCUCAAACUCAAAGAUAAACUUCAAAUUUUCGACGAUACACAAGAUAAUCUCACACAACCCGCUUCCGUUGUAUUGAAAAAAGAAACGCGAGAAAACCUACUGCGACAAAUUGAUGGCAUAAAAUCGACACUCCCCGAUGAUCUAAAGGCAUUAAUUGACCAUAAUCUAAAGAAAGGAAAAACUAAUUAAUUAGAUUUAUUUCUUCGCGAUUUUCGAAAAAUCAAAGAUUUUUUAUCUACUUUAAGAGAUUUUUUUUAACAAGACUUCAUAACAAUAAGAUGAACUUGACCGUGAACGAUAUUCUCUCAAUUUUUGCGUCAGUCAGCAAGCAAGCAAGCGUAACAUCUGUAAGCUUAACAUAAUUAUGCCAUCUGUUUUUCUUCUUUUUUUCCUAAAUUCUCGACGUAUUAUACGUAAUUCAUCUCUGAUCCAUAGGCAUUAAAGAUGGAUUCACAUAAAAAAAUCUAUGUCAGAUUUGGACCACAUAUUGAAAAUCUCUUUUUUUCUCUCUCUCAAACACAAGAUAAGAUACGAUAAUUAAUUGUGAUGCUUUAGAAAUUAUAUUUCCUGAAACAGUGCCAAAAACAUUCACUCGAGGAACUGGAAAACUCAAACCAUUGAGAGAGUUAAUUUUUGUUGGUUGCUUUUUGAAAAUUUAAACGAUAUUGAUUGCGAACGACAAGGCAUACAUGUCUCUUAUGAAUGAAAAAAAAAAAUAAAAUUAAGUAAAACGAGAGACUGGUUUGAAAAGAUAUAGAGACACGUUAAAUUUUGCCUUAAAUGCGAAGAAUCGCUUUAAUGUACGAAUAACAAAAAUAUGGCAGCCACGAGAAUGAUAAAAAUGUGUUAAAAAAAUAAAAACAUGUUAAAUUUAGCGUUAUUACCCAUACAUUAUAAUUUAUGUGGCAUGGCAGUCUUUUAUAAAUAUAUAUAAUAUUUAUACGGGAAACCGGUUCUCAUCAUACUUCUUUGCGCUGAUAAAGAAAAAAAAUGCUAAAAAAAUUAAACAAGGAAUAGCAUUUUACGUUUAAUUUAAAGAAAAAAAAAUAUCACAAAAAGAUGACUUUAAGUUAAGGUUGGUCAAUAACUCCCAUUUCAUUUCAAAUUAUACUUCUUCUCAUGUAGCAUAAGAAAAACAAGUCAAAAAACGAGCAAGGUGCACGAUAUUAAAUUAUAUUUAUUUAAGUGGUUAGAUAAGAAAAUAUAUAUGUUGAUAUAAUGAUUAAAAAUUUAAUUCAUACAUAUAAAGAAUGGUAUGUCAUUCAUU